AUGCAGAUGUUGCAAAUCGAAGGCGGGCGAAGAGAUGCGGCAUCACCCACUUCACUUCCGCGGAGCUGCUCCGCCUUUCCUCCCCUCACCUCUCACCCAUUUCCUUCAACUUGCCCAAAGCUAUUGGACUGGGCGCUCAGAAACUGGAAAGAUGGAAACCAUUUCCAGGAUAUCCUCGAUGCUGGAAACAGCACCGACUUUAAUUCGCGAGCAUACAGCCCAGCGCUCAUCAAGAAGCUCCUUGACAGUCGCCAUGAGCGGGAAGUCCUGGAUGGAAUGCGGAGGGUCAUCUCAUUGAUGUACCGGUCGGAACCCUCUCUUACGUUCUUUUCGGCAGUUGUCAAGAAUGUGGCCAGCGCCAACCUUGAAGUCAAGAAAUUGGUUUACAUCUACUUGGUCCAUCAUGCGGAGACGGAGCCGGAUCUGGCACUACUGUCCAUCAACGCAAUCCAGAAAUCGCUGACCGAUUCAAGCCCACAGGUUCGAACAAUGGCGCUUCGGACUAUGUCUGGAAUCCGGGUUCCGGUGAUCAGCCAGAUUGUGUCGCUGGCCAUCAAGAGAGGAUGCGGGGAUAUGAGUCCCCACGUGCGCAAAGCGGCCGCUUUGGCUAUACCAAAAUGUUAUCGUUUGGAUCCGAACACGCUACCACAAUUGAUGGGUUAUCUUGAGACACUUUUGGGCGAUUCUCAAUAUUUCGUCGUUGGGCCCGCAGUCGCGGCAUUUCUGGAUUUGUGUCCAGAUGAGAUUGACCUAAUUCACAAAAACUAUCGCAGCUUAGUUAAGAAGCUGGUUGAUAUGGAUGAAUGGGGCCAGCUAGCAACUUUGCGUCUGCUGACAUUUUAUGCGCGAAGAUGUUUCCCUCAACGAACUCAGAAGGUUAAGCGCGCAGCCCCGGAGGCAUUCUACGAUGAUGAAAAGCAACAACAAGAGACCCAGAAUGAUGCCCAAGAGUACGAAGUUCCGGUGCUGGAUCCUGAUCUUGAGCUUCUACUCCGAGCCUGCAAGGUUCUACUGCAGAGCCGAAACUCCGCCGUCAUUGUCAGCGUUGCUCGUUGCUUCCUUUACCUUGCUCCAUCGGAAUACAUUGCAUCAGCGGUUGGUCCGCUUGUAGCUCUUUUACGAACCCCGCAGGACAUGCAAAUCAUCGCUCUGUACAACAUUGUUGCCGUUGCUCUAAGAGUUCCCAAGCCUUUCGCGAAAUACACAGCCCAUUUCCUUAUCCACGCCAACGACCCACCGCAUAUCUGGCGUCUCAAACUAGAAGUGCUAACCAUCCUGUUUCCGCAUUGUGGAAAACACUGGAAGGGGGUCAUAAUCAGCGAACUAGAGCACUUCUCUAAAGGCGCAGAUCCUGAGUUGGUACGGGAGUGUGUACGAGCAAUUGGGCGUUGCGCGCAAGGGGACACAAGUGCCACAAGCAUGUGCCUACGAAUUCUUCUCGACCAAAUUUCCAGUCCAGACGGCAACCUUGUGUCGGAGUCACUGACUGUCAUUCGUCACUUGAUCCAACAAGAUCCAUCCUCACACAAAAAUACUGUUCUCCAGCUUGUCAAGCACCUAGGCUCAACAACACAUCCAGACGCACGAGCAACUAUUAUCUGGUUGGUUGGCGAGUUCGCUGGAAUUGAACCUGAGAACAACAUAGCGCCUGAUGUCCUCCGCAUCUUGAUCAAAGGCUUCGCAGAUGAGAAGGAAAUUGUCAAACAGCAGACUGUUCUCCUCGGUGCUAAGGUCUAUCUACACCACCUCUUGCAGAAUCCACCAAAGGAGCAGCCGGAACAGCUUGCAUCGCAACCAUUCCUCGAAGCCCCCGCUCAAGCCCAGCAAAAGUUCCACAACGAAUGGACUGACAAUGGGAACGAUGAACCGCAAGAUGCGGGGCGAAAUGACGAGGGAAAGGAGAGUCGCCAAGAAAAUGACGGUGCUGAAACAAGGGAAACAGAGGAAGCAACCGAAGACCGUAUUACGUUAUUAUGGAGGUAUCUCCUCCUUCUCGCACGCUAUGACACUUCCUACGACCUACGUGACCGCGCACGUCUCUACAAGAGUCUCCUGGAAACCCCGUCUUCCACUCAACUUGCCAACCUCCUUCUCCUGGCACCAAAGCCAGUACCCCACGCCCCCAGUCCAUCCGAGACGCGCAAGGACCUGCUCAUUGGCUCCGCUACACUUGUCGUCGGCCCCGACGCUGGUUACCACGGGCUUCGAGGCUACACAAAUCUCCCAGACUGGGUUGAGCCAGGCCAUGAACCCGAUCCCAGCCUCCGCACCGAAGAUGUGAAACCAGACACAUCCAACAACACCACCACCACCACCAUGACUGCGGGUGACCGACUUGAUAAAGCACUUCGUGAACACAAAACUACUUCUGUUCCAAGCCGGGCCCGGAAUGGUCCGGCUACGUCUUUAGACCCGGCUGGGAAGAAGACUCUUGAUCAGUGGCUACAGGAGGAAACCGAGACAGAGUCCGAAACGGAUUCCGAGGAAGGCGAAACUGACUCGGAGGAAGAGGAGACAGACUCGGAAGAAGAAUCUGGCUCGGAGGAAGAAAGCGACUCUGAUGAAGAGACUGACUCUGAAACAGAAGCUGUUCAUAAAGAGGCACAGCAGUUGCUUCGUUAA
Penicillium digitatum Pd1 is the source of this 2622-nucleotide messenger RNA. NCBI's taxonomy places the organism in Eukaryota, Fungi, Ascomycota, Eurotiomycetes, Eurotiales, Aspergillaceae. The record is from RefSeq and is a predicted model, not a curated record.